This is a messenger RNA of Helianthus annuus (common sunflower), 2158 nucleotides long. RefSeq names its product serine/threonine-protein kinase/endoribonuclease IRE1a-like. Gene Ontology annotation, biological process: intrinsic apoptotic signaling pathway in response to endoplasmic reticulum stress; protein phosphorylation; mRNA processing. Bases 1194 to 1952 code for a protein of 252 amino acids. The record is from RefSeq and is a predicted model, not a curated record. Gene Ontology annotation, cellular component: IRE1-TRAF2-ASK1 complex. The transcript has 5 exons. Gene Ontology annotation, molecular function: protein serine/threonine kinase activity; RNA endonuclease activity; ATP binding. Lineage: Eukaryota; Viridiplantae; Streptophyta; Magnoliopsida; Asterales; Asteraceae.
CAGUAGCGAAUUUAAGAGUACGAAUAAGACAAAAUAAGAAUAAGAUCGCCGUCAUAGAAGCGUUCAAACUACACACAUAUCUACUUUGCGUUGUUAAUGACGGACUCAAGAAGAAACGGGAAGAUAAGGAAGCUGGUUGCUGCACAAGACUGUACAGAUUUAUCUAAAUUGUCUAAUCUUGUCGUCAAGCUUAACUCUGACGUUGAUGUAACCGAAUCGAUCGACCGCCUGUCCAGGUUGGCAAAUCAAGGAGAAUGUGGAUCUGUUCUUUGCAUGUGAUGUCGUUCCAGCACUGGUGCGACAACUUAAAAAUGAGGGUGAGGCCGCACGAAGUGCAUAUAUUAUUGGCCUUCUUGCAAGCAAGCCUAACUCUCAAGAUGCCAUUGCAAAGGCUUGACCUUUGCCUCCUCUUGUUGAUCUGCUCAAGAGGAAUGCCUACCACAAUUCCCCAAGAGCAAACAUGGUCUUAAGGCAUGCAACUCAUGCAAGAAGGUGCCUUGCUCAUGAAAAUGACACAAACAAAAACAUUGUUAGGUUAGUUUUUCGCACUUGCAAUAUAGGUUUCUUGUAAGUGUCCUCUCACCACAUUGCUUCUAUUUAGGAUUGAAGUUGCAAUCCCUGUUCUUGUUCAAUUGCUAGAAUUUGUUGAUGUGGAAGUGCUGAAAGCUUCAACAUGGCUUUUGCAUAAUUAAUAGUGUUGUUCAUUUUAAUGAAUAAUGGCUAAUAGCUCUCAUUGUUCUUUUAUCGAUUUUCAUAAUUAAUAUUCAUUUUGUUGUGGAGCUUUUUAACUUUUGUAUUUUGCCAACAGUUCCAAUUGUUCUAGGACACCUAUACAAGUUGCUUUACUUAUUGGGCGGUUAGAUGCUAAUUCAGACCGCACGGUUGCUUAAUUUCACUUUUGCGGAGUAAAUUCCCAACUCGCAUACGACUCUUAGUCUCCUUGCUAAGAUCAGCCUUGAAUCAACUUGCAACUCGAUUAUUAUGACUUGAACAAAAGGGAACAAAAAUUAUUGAACAAGAGAAUACGUGUAUUGCUUUGAUAACUCUUUAUAAAGGAAGCUUUGAUACAACUUUGGAGGUGAUUUACAAAUGAGGCAAGAUCACCUAUUUAUACUUGUUGCCUAGCAUUCUAGAUCAUUCAUAAUCUAGAGAGUUCUAAGUAUAAAAUAUACAUAAAUAUCUUUGAUAUUUACAUGGAUGGUUCUAGUAUCUUUGGCUUAAUAUCUUUGAUAUUUUUUAAAGAUUUCUCUAGAAAUCCCUUAAUUUCUAAGUCAAAACAUCUCAUUGAUGCACGAAUUCUUGAUGCACGGAGCCAAACGCGGGCCAUGGAUAUGUUUAGCUUAGGUUGUGUUCUCUUCUUUUGCAUGACUAGUGGCAAGCAUCCGUUUGGAGACACACCUCCUGAACGUGACACAAAUGUGAUCAACAACAAAAUGAAUCUCUCCUUGCUCGAACAUAUUCCUGAAGCUGGAGAUCUCUGCUCUCAAUUGCUAAACCAUGAUCCUAAACUCAGGCCAAAUGCAUCAGAGGUACUAUCGCAUCCACUGUUUUGGGAUUCCGAGACACGAAUGUCCUUUUUAAAGGAUGCGAGUGAUUGGGUAGAACCAAAACGCAAAAUACCUGGCUCUAUUGUUUGUUUAACAUUAGAAACCGAAGGCUGUGUAGCUUUCCGUACAAGGUGGGAUGUUGGAAUGGAACCUAAAUUCAUUUCUCGCAUGGAACAUAGACUCAAGCCGUAUUGCUACGACAAAGUUCUUUGCUUGCUCCGUAUCAUUCGAAAUACAAUGAAUCAUUAUGACGAACUUGAUGAUGAUAUUAAGAAUUCGUUGGGAUCUAAGCCUGAAGGGCUCGAUGACUACUUUCGUACCAAGUUUCCCAAAUUGUUGAUAAAGGUGUACAAUGUUAUGUAUAAGCUCUGCAAGAAUGAAGAAUGGUUUCGCAAGUACUUAUAAUAAUUUUUUUGUUAAGUUAACACCUUCGAUCCACCCUCAUCCCUGGCGUUUAUUCUCCUAACACUAUACGUCCCUUGCCCUAACAUCCGUUAAGUACUUUGUUAGUUUAGUGUCAAAUUACUUAUACACGUUAAACUCCGUCUUCUUCUCCCACAUUUGUAAGUGAUACAUUUUGAUGUUGAAUUUAAACAUGAUGGCAGGGCCAG